AUGCUCUCGACCCAGAAUGUGGCGACUGUGUUUUGGGACGGGAUCAACACUGGACCCUUUGAGAAGAACCAAGAGAGCAGCGACCAAAGAGAAACAAGCUGGAGACAUGCUGGAGACAGAGGUGUGUGGGCUCCGGACCCGUCUGUGGUCCCCUCUGGACCUGUCUGGGACCACAAUGACCCGCCUGGGACCACAGUGACCCGUCUGGGACCACGGGGACCCAUCUGGGACCACGGGGACCCGUCUGGGACCACGGGGACCCGUCUGGGACCACGGGGACCCGUCUGA
Messenger RNA from Knipowitschia caucasica, 288 nucleotides. NCBI's taxonomy places the organism in Eukaryota, Metazoa, Chordata, Actinopteri, Gobiiformes, Gobiidae. The record is from the annotation of a GenBank genome assembly.